Messenger RNA from Hibiscus syriacus, 2067 nucleotides. Its product is annotated as transcription factor bHLH110-like. Gene Ontology annotation, biological process: regulation of transcription by RNA polymerase II. Bases 508 to 1734 code for a protein of 408 amino acids. Gene Ontology annotation, cellular component: nucleus. The record is from RefSeq and is a predicted model, not a curated record. Lineage: Eukaryota; Viridiplantae; Streptophyta; Magnoliopsida; Malvales; Malvaceae. The transcript has 7 exons. Gene Ontology annotation, molecular function: protein dimerization activity; DNA-binding transcription factor activity, RNA polymerase II-specific; RNA polymerase II cis-regulatory region sequence-specific DNA binding.
UCUCUUCUCAGACCUUUGUUGAAAGUCUUGGGAUGGAAGGCAGGGAUCUUAAUCAUGGCCUUGAGGAAGUAUCAAUCAUCUCCCUCUAAUUGCAGUGAGCUUUUCUUCUUUUUCUUUCUUUAAAAAAACAAAGUGAGUUUUUUUUAAGCAAAAUCGUGUAUCGAGGGAUAGCUGCAAAAAAGUGUGGAUGAAAAGAAAAAUAAUUAAUUAAAGGGAGGAGGGAGAAGGGAUUGUUGAAGCUCCUCUCUCUUUCUUUAUUUCUUUCUUUCUUCCUUUUAAAGACUACUUUAAGAUGGAAAGUUGAAAGAGUAAAGAGGGAAAAAAUAAAACUGGGAAAAGUUGCUUAGCUAGAAUCACAAGGGACGUGUAUAUGCGGUUGUUGUCACCUGAACUGUUUUCUUUGAUUAGAGUGAGAGAUUCCUAGAAACUAGCAGUGUAGCAAAAUUUUAAUUACUCAAUCUUGGGUUUUUCAAGCCUUUUUCUUUUGUUCCUUUUAAAUUUAUCAUUAUGGAAUCUGAAAAUCCCCAUCACCAGCACCAGCUUCAAGACCAGCUUGUUGGGUUAUCUUCUUCUUUACCUAUCUCUCCCUGUUAUGGAGUUUCAAGCACCCAUUCUUGGACCCCAACUACCCCGAGUAUUACUUUGAACAAUCCAAAUUAUAAUGGGGAUAUAUUGCACUCAAGGCAGAAAAAUGACAUGUUAACAUCUCCUCAAAACAGUUCCAUGAUCCAAGACUGGGCUAACAGCGAUGGGAGCUUCACCACGAGAUUUACUGAUAUCCUAAGCGACAGUUCCUCAAGCGUCGGAUAUUUUCUUCGGCUGCCUCAAGCAAACUACUUGAAGAAUAACGAGCAAAGGGAUUUGAAUGAUCUCAGCGAGAAACUAUUGCUCAAGACAAUGUCUUCUGGUUUCCCGAUAUUUUCUGCCGAACCAGUAUUUUAUUCAAGUAUCCAGAAUUGUUUUAUCCCUAGGAGUAGUUUUUCACCAAGUAGAGGGAGUUUCAGCCAGAUUUAUCCUAGUAUAAAUAUUUCAAGUUUGAACCAAGCUUCUUCUCCCCCGAAUAUCCCGAGCUCCUUUGACAUGAAUUUGGAGGCCUUGGAUCUCUUAAAUCCUGCCAGAUUUAGCAGAAGCAGUAGAUUUAGCUAUCCUUCAGAAGAUCAUCAUGAUAAUCUUGGUUUAUACAAAGAGAUCAGCCCUUCUUUUGGUCUCCAUCACCACCAUAAUUUGCUGCAGUCAAAUCAAAGGCCCGCAGCUUAUUUCCCUAGUAAAAUAUCACCACCCUUCCCCACUGAAAUAACCGAGGCAAAGAGACCCAGCAUUUUACCGGAAGCAAAGGCAACAGCAUCAGCAGACAAAAAAUCUCGUUUGGAGUCAAGCGCCUCCUGCCCUCCCUUUAAGGUUAGGAAAGAGAAACUGGGAGACAGAAUUGCAGCUCUACAUCAAUUGGUUGCUCCUUUUGGCAAGACAGAUACAGCGUCCGUACUAAUGGAGGCUAUUGGAUACAUCAAAUUCCUUCAAAAUCAAAUCGAGACAUUAAGCGUUCCGUAUAUGAAGUCAUCUCCCAAUAAAACAUCCAGAUCCAAACAAGGGGCCUCGCCGAUGGAGGAAGAAGAAGCACAGCGAGAUCUCAGAAGUCGAGGUCUAUGUCUAGUGCCAUUUUCGUGCAUGUCUUCUGUGACUAGCGACAGUGGCGGCGGUAUUUGGCCACCACCACCGAAUAACUUCACCGGAUGAACUUGAGAACGGCUGUCUUUGGAAGCGACAAGGGAAAUGUUAAAGAUCUUGGGACCUAUAUAUUAUCAUGAGGAAAAUAUACUGAUCAUCAUAUUUGCCGUUAAGUCGGCUAGGAGAAUAAUAAGUGCUAGCUUUGGUUUCAAUGGAACAAAUUUGGUCAUCUUGUUUAAUUUACAAGCUUACAAGACGGACCAAACUUGAUCCAUUAACAAUAUUAACUCUUUCACUUUUUAAUUUAUAGUUUGUACCCUUUAAGGAGCUUCUUUCACAUUGUGUUUUGAUCGUUAAUUUAUUGCAAUAACUAUCUUAAUUAGCUAGGCUGCCUACGUCUAA